AGCUGUAACGAAUUUGCACACAGUAUAGGAUGCUUUCCGAUGCCGACAUAGCUUAAAGUAGUUUUAUUAUCGUACCAUAAUUUUACAUACAAAUAAUUAAGAAAAAAGUUCAAUAACAGAGGAAGUGCUAGUAGUUUUUAAAUUUUGAGCAAUUGAAUUAUUGCAAAUAUACUUCGCUGCAAUAUUGCUGCAAAUUCAAUAACAAUAUUAUUUAUAACAAUAUUAUUUAUUAUUUAUUUGCAAAGUUUUUUGCAUUUUAUCUUUUAUUUUAUCCACAUCUUCUAUUUGGAUUUCAAAAAUCACGAACGCAAUGGCGCAGGUCACGCCAGAUAUUAAAAAAUCUUUGGUUAAUGAUACAAUAUUCAAUAAAAUAAAUAAAUAUUUUAUAAGUAUGGAUUCCGAUAACGUGAAGAAUCACAAUCAGUUUUUAAAUCCAAUAUUUGAACAAUUAAUAAGUGCUAUGAAAAGAGAAAGUCCAUUAUGAAAAACAUAUCAAAGAAUAGUGUGGGCUGGAAGUUAUUAUAAAGGAACGCGAGUCGGACAACCGGAAGAGUAUGAUUUAAAUUUUGUGAUCAACUUGCCCUUUAAAGAAAAAGAUAUAGAGUUUCGUGGAGAUCGACCAGGUUACACUAAAAUACUUACAUCUUGGAAAAAUGGAAAUUUACGCGAUACUUUAAAUAUAGAUCCAAAGGCUUGUCGAGAAUUAAAUUCCUUCAUUGAUGAGGAAUCAUAUCUAAAUCAAGAAAAAUUUCGUACUUGGAUGGAGGGAAUUUUUAGUAAAGUGGCCUAUACUAGUAGUGGAAUUAAUCAAAUUAAACUCGAUGGCUAUCCACCAAUAAGGAUAAGAAAGUCGGGACCAGCAUUUACGCUAAUAUUCCAAAUAUCAAACAAUUUUGGUAAAACAAUCGAUAUCGAUGUAGUUCCAGUCUUAGCUUUUUUGGUUCGUACGCCACCACCAAGAUGUUCCAAAAUGGACAUUUUAAAAAAAUCUCCCAUUAGAUAUUGGUCUGUGGUACCCAAACCUUUGAACAAUACUAGAGGUGGUUUCAAAGACUCACUUCAUCGUUAUUGGCGAUUGUGUUUUUAUGAGUUUGAAAAAGAUCUUCUGGGUAAACACGAGUAUGGACGUAUGAAGCCUGUAAUACGCACAUUAAAGAAAUUUAGAGAUACUCGAAAAUGGAAGAACAUUGCAAGCUAUUACAUAGAAACGUUAUGUUAUAAUGAAUUAAACAUGUUUCAUAUUUCUGAAAAAGGAUCACUAACUUUUUUAUUCUUUACGAUGCUAGAAAAGCUUCGCGAUGCUUUUCAUCAUCACUGUAUAAGAUACUAUUGGGACGAUGAGCUUAAUUUGUUAGAGACUAUCGGAGCUGCAGAAAUAAGAAAUAUGGAAGGAAGACUGAAUUACAUUCUACAAAAAAUCAAAACGAAUAUCGGGAACAAUCCAUACGCAAUAGCUGAAUGGAUUUUGAACGAAAACGAAUUCAUUAUAUUAACAACAAGAGAAUUAGCGCCGGAAGAACCUAAAGAAGAACCUGAACUUAAUGAAGCAGCAAAUCAAUGGAAUUGCGUGAUUGUCUGACCAAUUGAGAAAAAAA
Molecule: messenger RNA, 1595 nt
Organism: Pogonomyrmex barbatus (red harvester ant)
Lineage: Eukaryota; Metazoa; Arthropoda; Insecta; Hymenoptera; Formicidae
Gene: cGlr1
Product: cGAS-like receptor 1
Source: RefSeq, a predicted model, not a curated record